GGGUGGGUGGCGCCGGCAGCGCUUUGCCGGGAGCGCAAACUCUGAGGAAAACAGACCUUAAUCUGCGUUGGCUCUGCUAGCCAACAUGAGUGGCCUGGAGGGGGUCGAGAGGACACCUUUUCCCGAAUCCCGCGGCCUCGUCACUCCAGACCGCGUCCAAACAGAGGUGGCACAGAUGAUGGCGGAGUCGGGUGAGGGAUGCUUGGAGACCGUUGCGCUCCCUCCCCGGCUUUCGGAGGAGGCGGGUGUACGGCGGGGUCCCCCGGACUGUGGUCAUCUCCGCCAGAUCCCAGCGACCGCAACUCUGCAGGAGGCGACCCCGCCCCCCACCGAGGGCCCUGGAGCAGCUUCUGUGUCUGCGGCAGCGGACAUCAGCCCGAAAAACGGCUUUCGGGCUGGGGAGGAGGCCCUGGAAACCCGUGGUGCCGAGAGGCCGGGGUCUCAGGUUCCGGUCGAGGAGGUGAAGGCUGAAAAGUGCGCCAUCUUCUCUGUGGCAGUGGAGGAAGAGAGGCCCGAGGUGCAGGAGACGAUAGAGGGGGAGCUCAGGGCGGCAGGUGAAGCAAUGCAGGUGGUGGAGGAAAGGAGAGCAGUGGAGGAGGUGGAGGACGCAGGGCCCUGGGCCCUGAACGUGGACCUCCGCAUGAACCCUCUGGAGGCCAUCCAGCUGGAGCUGGACACUGUGAAUGCUCAGGCCGACAGGGCCUUCCAACAGCUGGAGCAGAAGUUUGGGCGAAUGCGUCGGCACUACCUGGAGCGGAGGAACUACAUCAUCCAGAAUAUCCCGGGAUUCUGGAUGACUGCCUUUCGGAACCACCCCCAGUUGUCCGCCAUGAUCAGGGGCCAGGAUGCAGAGAUGUUGAGGUACAUAACCAAUUUGGAGGUGAAAGAACUGAGACACCCUAGAACUGGCUGCAAGUUCAAGUUCUUCUUUCGAAGAAACCCGUUCUUCAGAAACAAGAUGAUUGUCAAGGAAUAUGAGGUCAGAUCCUCCGGCCGAGUGGUGUCUCUUUCCACCCCAAUCAUAUGGCGCCGGGGACACGAACCCCAGUCCUUCAUUCGCAGAAAUCAAGACCUCAUCUGCAGCUUCUUUACUUGGUUUGCAGACCACAGCCUUCCAGAGUCUGACAGAAUUGCCGAGAUUAUCAAAGAGGACCUGUGGCCAAAUCCACUGCAGUACUACCUGUUACAUGAAGGAAUCCGUAGACCCAGACGUCGUCCUAUAAGGGAGCCUGUGGAGAUCCCUAGGCCCUUUGGGUUCCAGUCUGGUUAACCUUGGCCAGACUGGAAUACUGAGAUACGGCUGCACAAGGCCCCUUCCCACCUACUACUGAACCAGUGCUCGAGCAAGGACAAUGGGUAUGCUUCCAAACCCCUCCCCACCCCUCCUGGCUUUUCUGCACUCUCUUCUCUGGAUAGUCAGUUCUCGCAACCUCAAGACUGAGACUGUUGACAUCCUUCUCCACUUCACAUGGCCUCCACGCUGUUCUGUAGUAAUGUCACAUGCUGUGACCGUGUUUCACAACACUUCUAAGCAAAGCAAAUGAUGCUGUGGAUUGUACUGUCUUUACACUGCUUGGAUCCUGUUUUCCUCAGCCUUUGGAUUUGUUUACUAACACCUGGAUUUCUGGCUUUGUCUAGGAGUGCAUUGUACUCAUCCUGUUCUGCAUGGGGCAGUGUACAGGCAGGAGGUCUGUGGACACUUACUAAGCAUUAGUGAUGUCAAGGGAAUACAGCAGUGGGCCAGUUUUUCUGUGUAAUUUAUGCUACUCCAUUACUCUUCUGCACCACUGGUUAUUUUAAUGUUGACUGCUGUUUGCUGUGCCAACCUCCCCUGAGCAUUGCCAAGGUCCCUUUCUCCCACUCUUCCCCCUUCUAUUUUUUAAAGAAAAAAAAAAAGUUCAGAAACAUGCAAAAGCAGGCUUUGAGCUUAUUUUGGCUCUUAACAGUGCAGAUUUUGAUGCUUUCUCUUUAUGUAUGACCUGAUGUGAAAGAUUAAUAUUGUGCCCUUAUUAUUUCUCCAGAAUUUAGUAAAAUAUUGUUGUUUUCUAUUUCUUUUUACUGGAAACAUUUAGCUGUUUGCUUUCAUUUAGGAACAUUUGGAGUAACAGUCUUUCCUGUACAGUAUUGAAACUUAAGUGAGUAUUCCUAACAGUUUUCAACUUGUUCUUAUUUCUGUUAAACUGUAUUCUUAGAAAUAUAGUUUGGAUGACUUGGUCUUUAUCAGACGUGUAAAAUUAUUUUCUUUGUGGAAAAAUAAUUACAAAAAAGUGUGGCUUGAUUGCUUUGAUAAUUUGCUCUGGUAACAACUUAGAAAUUGAUGUGUCUCUUCCUAAAUUGCAUAAAUGCUUGUGGUAUUACUCUGUGAAAUUAGAAGUGUACCAUUGGCAUAUUUGUCUUCCUUUAUAUGCAUCAUGGUAAAAUAAAAGUAU
Molecule: messenger RNA, 2429 nt
Organism: Castor canadensis (American beaver)
Lineage: Eukaryota; Metazoa; Chordata; Mammalia; Rodentia; Castoridae
Gene: Tspyl1
Product: TSPY like 1
Biological process (GO): nucleosome assembly
Cellular component (GO): nucleus
Source: RefSeq, a predicted model, not a curated record